Acipenser ruthenus (sterlet) is the source of this 16342-nucleotide messenger RNA. Its product is annotated as ryanodine receptor 2. The record is from RefSeq and is a predicted model, not a curated record. Gene Ontology annotation, cellular component: sarcolemma; Z disc; smooth endoplasmic reticulum. The coding region runs from base 36 to 15242 and encodes 5068 amino acids. The transcript is spliced from 104 exons. Gene Ontology annotation, molecular function: calcium ion binding; protein binding; ryanodine-sensitive calcium-release channel activity. Lineage: Eukaryota; Metazoa; Chordata; Actinopteri; Acipenseriformes; Acipenseridae. Gene Ontology annotation, biological process: intracellular calcium ion homeostasis; calcium ion transmembrane transport.
AACUCUCCAUCCAGCUGUCUUUAACACAGGCAACCAUGGCUGAAGGAGGAGAAGCCGAAGAUGAAAUCCAGUUCUUACGAACUGCUGACGAGGUUGUACUGCAGUGUUCUGCGACCAUCCAUAAAGAACAGCAGAAGCUCUGUCUGGCUGCAGAGGGCUUUGGCAACAGACUUUGCUUUCUGGAGUCCACCUCAAAUUCCAAGAAUGUCCCUCCAGACCUCUCGAUCUGCACCUUUGUGUUGGAGCAGUCUCUCUCCGUGCGGGCCCUUCAGGAGAUGCUGGCCAACACCGAAGAGAAGGCAGAAGGGACCGCACAUGGGGGAGGCCACCGCACUCUUCUCUAUGGGCACGCGGUCCUGCUCAGGCACUCGUACAGUGGAAUGUAUCUCUGUUGUUUGUCUACUUCGCGCUCUUCAACUGACAAACUGGCAUUUGAUGUGGGCUUGCAGGAAGAUACGACAGGAGAGCCCUGCUGGUGGACUAUACACCCUGCCUCCAAACAGAGGUCCGAAGGUGAAAAGGUUCGAGCUGGAGAUGACCUCAUCUUAGUCAGUGUUUCUUCAGAAAGGUAUCUGCAUUUAUCAUAUGGGAACGGCAGCCUGCAUGUUGAUGCGGCCUUCCAGCAAACCCUCUGGAGCGUGGCGCCAAUUUGCUCUGGGAGUGAAGUCGCACAAGGUUACCUCAUUGGAGGUGACGUGCUGAGGUUAUUGCACGGUCACAUGGACGAGUGUCUGACUGUACCUUCAGGAGAACAUGGGGAAGAGCAACGAAGGUCGGUCCAUUAUGAAGGCGGAGCUGUGUCUAUUCACGCUCGGUCUCUCUGGAGGUUGGAGACUCUGCGAGUUGCGUGGAGUGGAAGCCAUAUCAGAUGGGGACAGGCGUUCCGGCUGAGGCACGUCACCACAGGGAAAUAUUUGAGCUUCAUGGAUGACAAAAGCCUUCUUCUCAUGGACAAAGAAAAAGCAGAUGUGAAAUCCACAGCAUUCUGCUAUCGGUCUUCCAAGGAAAAAUUGGAUUUGGCGAUAAAGAAGGAAAUGGAUGGGAUGGGAGUACCAGAGAUAAAGUAUGGCGAUUCAGUGUGCUACAUCCAACAUGUGGACACCUGCCUAUGGCUCACCUACCAGUCAGUGGAUGCUAAAUCUGUACGGAUGGGAGCUGUGCAGCGCAAGGCUAUAAUGCAUCAUGAAGGUCACAUGGAUGACGGGUUAACACUGUCCAGAUCCCAACACGAGGAGUCCCGGACAGCCCGGGUCAUUCGUAGCACUGUCUUCCUUUUCAACAGAUUCAUCAGGGGUCUUGAUGCCCUGAGCAAGAAAGGAAAAUCAUCCAGCAUAGAUUUGCCAAUUGAAUCAGUCAACCUGAGUCUGCAGGACUUAAUUGGCUAUUUCCAACCACCCGAUGAGCAUCUAGAACAUGAAGACAAACAGAACAGGCUACGAGCGCUAAAGAACCGACAGAAUCUCUUCCAGGAAGAGGGUAUGAUUAACCUGGUUCUUGAAUGCAUCGACCGCCUACAUGUGUACAGCAGUGCUGCUCAUUUUGCUGAUGUAGCUGGAAAAGAAGCAGGAGAGGCCUGGAAGUCUAUACUAAACUCAUUAUAUGAGUUACUGGCUGCCCUGAUAAGAGGAAAUCGCAAAAACUGUGCCCAAUUCUCAGGCUCUCUUGACUGGUUAAUCAGCCGGCUGCAGAGAUUAGAAGCAUCCUCUGGGAUUCUGGAAGUUUUACACUGUGUACUUGUGGAAAGUCCUGAAGCUCUCAAUAUUAUCAAAGAAGGCCAUAUAAAAUCUAUAAUUUCUCUUCUUGAUAAACAUGGGAGAAAUCACAAGGUUUUGGAUGUAUUAUGUUCCCUGUGUGUAUGCCAUGGUGUAGCUGUGCGUUCCAACCAGCAUCUCAUCUGUGACAACUUACUGCCAGGAAGGGAUCUGUUGUUGCAGACACGUCUUGUCAACCAUGUCAGCAGCAUGCGGCCGAAUAUCUUCCUGGGAAUCAGUGAAGGCUCUGCCCAGUACAGGAAGUGGUACUACGAACUAAUAGUGGAUCACGUGGAAACCUUCGUAACAGCAGAGGCCACUCACCUGCGAAUUGGCUGGGCCUCCACAGAUGGGUAUUCUCCAUAUCCAGGGGGCGGGGAAGGCUGGGGCGGCAACGGCGUUGGAGACGAUCUUUACUCCUAUGGGUUUGACGGUCUGCACCUAUGGUCAGGCUGCAUUGCCCGGACAGUAAACUCACCCAAUCAGCACCUUCUAAGAGUCGAUGAUGUGGUCAGCUGCUGCCUGGACCUGAGCGCUCCGAGUAUCUCGUUCCGGAUCAACGGGCAGCCUGUUCAAGGCAUGUUCGAGAAUUUCAACUCAGACGGCCUCUUUUUCCCUGUUGCCAGCUUCUCUGCUGGAGUAAAAGUACGCUUCCUGCUGGGAGGUCGCCACGGGGAAUUCAAGUUCCUGCCUCCUCCUGGUUACGCUCCCUGCUUCGAAGCCCUGCUGCCCAGAGAGAAGAUGAGAGUGGAACCCAGCAGGGUAUACAAACAAGACCACAACGGCACCCGGGACCUGCUGGGGCCGACCGUCACCCUCACACUAGCUGCCUUCACACCCACGCCUGUGGACACAAGUCAGAUUGUUUUGCCACCUCAAUUGGAUCGAAUUCGUGAAAAACUGGCAGAGAACAUCCAUGAACUCUGGGUAAUGAACAAGAUUGAGCUUGGUUGGACCUAUGGAUCAGUCAGAGAUGACAACAAAAGACAACACCCAUGUCUGGUGGAGUUCUGCAAGCUGCCGGAGCAAGAGCGGAAUUACAACUUACAGAUGUCUCUCGAGACGCUCAAGACGCUUCUUGCUUUAGGCUGCCAUGUAGGAAUUGCUGAUGAGCAUGCAGAGGAAAAAGUGAAGAACCUCAAGCUCCCCACUAACUACGAGCUAUCAGGAGGGUACAAGCCAGCCCCCAUGGACCUGAGCCACCUAAAGCUGACUUCAACCCAGGAAGCCAUGGUGGAUAAGCUGGCUGAGAAUGCCCACAAUGUCUGGGCUCGGGACCGCAUUCGACAAGGCUGGACUUAUGGUAUCCAGCAGGAUGUGAAGAACAGAAGAAACCCUCGUCUUGUCCCCUACGCGCUUCUGGAUGAACGGACUAAGAAGUCCAACAAAGACAGUCUGAGAGAGGCGGUACGCACUGUCCUGGGGUACGGCUACAAUCUGGAGGCUCCCGACCAAGACCAUGCUGCAAGAUCUGACAUCGGCUGCAUUUCAGCAGAGAGGUUCCGCAUUUUUCGUGCUGAGAAGACCUACGCUGUGAACUCUGGCAAAUGGUACUUUGAGUUUGAAGCAGUCACUGCUGGGGAGAUGCGUGUCGGCUGGGCAAGACCCGGAUGCCUGCCAGAUCAAGAGCUGGGCUCAGAUGACCAGGCCUUUGUGUUUGAUGGUUUCAAGGCUCAGCGGUGGAACCAGGGUAAUGAGCACUUUGGUCGCUCCUGGCAGGCUGGAGAUGUUGUCGGCUGUAUGGUAGACUUGAACGAACACACCAUGAUGUUUACAUUGAACGGUGAAGUCCUACUUGAUGACUCAGGUUCAGAACUUGCUUUCAAGGACUUUGAAGUUCUGGAAGGUUUUAUUCCAGUAAGCAGUCUCGGAGUUUGUCAGGUGGGCAGGAUGAAUUUCGGGAAGGAUGUCAGCACCCUGAAGUACUUCACAAUCUGUGGAUUACAAGAAGGCUACGAACCCUUUGCUGUCAAUAUGAACAGGGACAUUACCAUGUGGUUAAGCAAAAGGCUGCCUCAGUUCAUCCCUGUCCCUUCAGACCACGAGCACAUUGAGGUGACGAGAAUAGAUGGGACCACUGACAAUUCACCAUGUUUGAAGGUCACUCAGAGGUCAUUUGGAUCUCAAAACAGCCACACUGACAUUUUUUUCUACCGUCUGAGCAUGCCCGUGGAGUGUGCAGAGAGCUUCACUAGAACGGCAGGGGGCAAUCUCAGCAGCAGCUUCUUCUCACCAAAAAAGAACCUCGAAGACUUUGAUGCAGAUUCUGACUUUGAGGUCCUCAUGAAAACCGCCCACGGGCACUUGGGCUCCAACGGGCCAGAGAAAGAAAAGGAAAGUUUGAAGGACGAGUUCAACAAUCAUAAAGAUUACACACAAGAGAAACCAUCUCGACUGAAACAGAGGUUCAUGUUGAAAAGAACAAAGCCAGACUACAGCACAAAUCACUCUUCAGCACGUCUCUCUGAAGAUGUACUGGCAGAUGACAGGGAUGACUAUGAAUAUCUGAUGCAGACGUCAACGUACUAUUACUCUGUGAGAAUCUUCCCAGGUCAGGAGCCUACGAAUGUCUGGGUUGGCUGGGUUACCUCUGAUUUUCACCAGUACGACCAAUCCUUUGAACUGGAGAAGAUUCAGACAGUGACUGUCACGCUGGGGGAUGAAAAGGGGAAGGUCCACGAAUGUAUCAAACGCAGCAACUGCUACAUGGUGUGGGCUGGAGAGAGCACCAGUCCAGGACAAGGCCGCAAUAAUAACGGGUUGGAAAUAGGCUGCUUGGUGGAUACUUCCGCUGGCUUACUGACGUUCACUGCCAAUGGCAAAGAAAUGAGUCCCUACUAUCAGGUGGAGCCUAGCACCAAGCUAUUCCCUGCAGUGUUUGCUCAGGCAACCAGUCCCAAUGUUUUUCAGUUUGAACUUGGAAGGAUAAAGAAUGUAAUGCCUCUCUCAGCGGGCCUCUUUAAAAGUGAGCGUAAAAACCCCACUCCGCAGUGCCCACCCCGGUUGCAUGUGCAGUUCCUGACCCCUGUUCUCUGGAGUCGGGUACCAAACCACUUCCUCAAGGUGGAGACCUCCAGGGUCAGCGAGCGGCAUGGCUGGCUGGUGCAGUGCUCAGAGGCGCUCCAGUUCAUGUGUCUGCACAUUCCUGAGGAAAACAGGUCUCUUGAUAUCCUGGAGCUCACAGAACAAGAGGACCUGCUAAAAUUCCACUACCACACACUGCGCCUGCACUCGGCAGUCUGCGCACUGGGAAACAACAGGGUGGCCCACGCCCUGUGCAGUCACUUGGACGAGGCUCAGCUUCUGUAUGCCAUUGAAAACAAGUACAUGCCGGGCUUGCUCAGGACAGGUUACUAUGACUUGCUCAUUGACAUCCACCUCAGCACUUACGCUACAGCCCGCCUCAUGAUGAACAAUGAAUACAUCGUCCCUAUGACGGAGGAAACCAAAAGCAUCACCCUGUUCCCAGACGAGAAAAAAAAACAUGGGCUCCCGGGUAUAGGCCUCAGUACCUCCCUCAGACCUAGGAUGCACUUCUUCUCACCCAGUUUUGUGAGUGUUAGCGGGGAUUACUUCCAAUACAGCCCCGAGUUCCCCCUGGAGAUACUAAAGACUAAAACCAUUGAAAUGCUGACAGAGGCUGUACAGGAAGGCAGCCUUCACGUGCGGGACCCUGUGGGAGGCAGCACUGAGUUUCUCUUUGUGCCCCUCAUUAAGCUGUUUUACACUUUGCUUAUAAUGGGCGUCUUCCACAACGGGGACCUGAAGAACAUCCUGCAGCUCAUUGAGCCCAGCGUCUUCUCUGAGGAGACAAGCCAGGAGGAGGCUGAGGAUCCAGAGUCUGAUGGGAUCAAAGGAGUGCUGAGGAUAGAAGGCCCGGGAGGAGAAGAGGAACUCAAGUCUGAGAAAGUCCCUAAAGAAGGUUUGCUGCAGAUGAAGCUUCCAGAGCCAGUAAAACUCCAGAUGUGCCAUUUGCUACAAUAUCUAUGUGACUGCCAGGUGCGCCAUCGCAUUGAGGCUGUUGUGGCAUUUUCAGAUGACUUUGUAGCCAGCCUCCAGGAUAACCAGCGUUUCCGCUACAAUGAAGUGAUGCAGGCUUUAAACAUGUCCGCAGCACUGACUGCCAGAAAAACAAAAGAAUUCCGCUCUCCUCCUCAGGAACAGAUAAACAUGCUGCUGAAUUUCAAAGAUGAAAAGCAGGACUGCCCAUGCCCUGAAGAUAUUCGUGAGCUGCUACUCGACUUCCAUGAAGACCUAAUGGCUCACUGUGGUAUCGAACUUGAUGAUGAUAGAGCUAAUGAAGGGGACUGUGAUUUCACCAUAAGAGGCCGCCUCCUAUACCUGGUAGAGAAAGUGGCCUACCUGAAAAACAAAAUGUCUGACUUGCCAAAGAAAAAAAAAGUAAAGAAGCCAAGUACUUUGCAGCAGUUAAUAUCAGAGACCAUGGUACGAUGGGCCCAGGAGUCAGUUAUAGAAGACCCAGAGCUAGUCAGAGCCAUGUUUGUGCUCUUGCACAGGCAGUACGAUGGUGUAGGAGGACAAGUGCGGGCGUUGCCCAAGACUUACACCAUCAACUCUGUCUCUGUGGAGGACACAAUAAAUCUACUGGCUUCCCUGGGACAAAUCCGCUCGUUGCUCAGUGUACGCAUGGGGAAGGAGGAGGAGAAACUAAUGAUCCAUGGCCUUGGAGAUAUUAUGAACAAUAAAGUGUUCUACCAACACCCCAACCUUAUGAGAGCCUUGGGGAUGCACGAGACAGUGAUGGAGGUCAUGGUAAAUGUCCUUGGAGGAGGGGAAUCGAAAGAAAUCACCUUUCCCAAAAUGGUGGCCAACUGCUGUCGUUUCUUGUGCUAUUUCUGCCGCAUCAGUAGGCAAAACCAGAAAGCUAUGUUCGAUCACCUUAGUUAUUUGUUGGAAAAUAGCAGUGUUGGACUAGCGUCUCCUUCAAUGCGAGGCUCGACUCCUCUGGAUGUUGCUGCUGCUUCAGUGAUGGACAAUAAUGAACUUGCCUUAGCCUUAAGGGAGCCUGACCUAGAGAAAGUUGUGCAGUACUUGGCGGGAUGCGGUUUGCAAAGCUGCUCCAUGCUGGUUUCUAAAGGAUACCCAGAUAUUGGCUGGAAUCCUGUGGAAGGAGAGCGGUACUUAGAUUUUCUCAGAUUCGCUGUGUUCUGCAAUGGAGAGAGUGUUGAAGAGAAUGCCAAUGUAGUUGUGAGGCUGUUGAUCCGUCGGCCGGAGUGUUUUGGCCCAGCUUUGCGUGGAGAAGGUGGGAAUGGUCUUCUGGCUGCCAUGGAGGAAGCCAUUAAGAUCUCAGAAGAUCCUGCCAGAGAUGGACCCUCGCCGACCUCUGGAUCCAGCAGAACCCUUGACAUAUUGGAUGAAGAAGAUGAUACUAUACAUACAGGGAAUGCCAUCAUGACCUUCUAUGCAGCCCUAAUUGACCUCCUUGGCCGCUGUGCUCCUGAAAUGCAUCUUAUCCAUGCUGGAAAGGGUGAGGCCAUAAGGAUAAGAGCCAUUCUCCGAUCCCUGAUUCCUAUUGAAGAUCUUGAGGGAGUCAUCAGCGUUCCGUUUCCAAUGCCAACACUAGCUAAAGACGGUACAGUGGUGGAGCCUGACAUGUCGGCCGGCUUUUGCCCUGAUCAUAAGGCAGCCAUGGUCCUGUUCCUGGACCGAGUGUAUGGAAUUGAAGAUCAGAACUUCCUUCUUCAUCUUUUGGAAGUCGGCUUUCUCCCUGACCUCCGUGCAGCUGCCUCCUUAGAUACGGCUGCCCUGAGUGCUACAGACAUGGCACUGGCAUUGAACCGGUACCUGUGCACAGCGGUAUUGCCUUUGCUCACUAAGUGUGCCCCCCUGCUUGCCGGCACUGAGCCCUUCGCUUCCCUCAUCGAUUCCUUACUGCACACUGUUUACAGGCUCUCCAAGGGCUGCUGCCUCACCAAAGCCCAGAGAGACGCCAUUGAAGCGUGCCUGCUGGCUAUCUGUGGCCAGUUGAGACCAUCUAUGAUGCAGCAUCUUCUCAGGAGGUUGGUUUUUGAUGUUCCUCUUUUGAAUGAACACACAAAAAUGCCCCUUAAGUUGCUGACUAACCAUUACGAGCGAUGCUGGAAGUAUUACUGCCUGUCUGGAGGAUGGGGGAACUUUGGAGCGGCCUCCGAGGAAGAGCUUCACCUGUCCAGAAAGUUGUUCUGGGGAAUAUUUGAUGCCCUGUCCCAGAAGAGGUACGAGCAGGAGCUCUUUAAGCUGGCUCUCCCCUGCUUGAGUGCUGUGGCUGGGGCCCUGCCUCCAGAUUACAUGGAAUCCAACUACGUGGCCAUGAUGGAGAAACAGUCCUCGAUGGACGCUGAGGGAAACUUCAACCCACAACCUGCUGAUACCUUAAAUGUAAAUGUUCCAGAAAAACUGGAUUACUUCAUUAACAAAUAUGCAGAACAUUCACAUGAAAAGUGGUCAAUGGACAAGUUUGCGAAUGGUUGGGUUUAUGGAGAGCCCCUGUGUGAGGCUACCAAGGUCCACCCUCUACUGAAACCAUACAAACUGCUUGUGGAGAAGGAGAAGGAGGUGUACCGAUGGCCUAUUAAGGAGUCUUUGAAAACAAUGCUUGCCUGGGGGUGGAGCAUUGAGAGGACAAGAGAAGGGGAUGCCAUGGGCUUACAUAACCGGGCACGUAGAAUAUCACAGUCCAGUCAGAUUUCCAUAGACACUGCACAUGGCUACAGUCCACGGCCUAUUGACAUGAGCAAUGUAACACUGUCCAGAGAUCUGCAUUCAAUGGCAGAGCUUCUGGCUGAGAACUACCACAACAUCUGGGCAAAAAAGAAAAAACUAGAGCUGGAAGCCAAAGGAGGAGGGAGCCACCCUUUGCUGGUGCCCUAUGAUACAUUAACAGCCAAAGAAAAAUCCAAAGACAGAGAAAAAGCACAAGAGAUCCUCAAGUUCUUUCAGAUAAAUGGAUAUGCUGUUUCAAGGGGUCUGAAAGAAAUUGAAUUAGACACACCUUCAAUUGAGAAACGAUUUGCCUACAGCUUCCUCCAGCAGCUCAUCAGAUAUGUGGACGAGGCACAUCAGCAUAUGCAGGAGUUCGAUAUUUGCACGCCGGGUAAAGGGGAAAAGAUUCCUCAUGAGCAAGAAAUCAAGUUUUUUGGGAAGGUUGUUCUUCCAUUAGUUGAUCAGUACUUCAAGAAUCACCGUCUCUACUUCCUGUCCACUGCGAGUCGACCGCUUAGCAGUGGAGGCCAUGCAUCCAACAAGGAGAAGGAGAUGGUAACAAGCCUGUUCUGCAAACUUGGAGUUCUUGUCAGACACAGGAUAUCACUGUUUGGAAAUGAUGCUACAUCUAUAGUGAACUGUCUUCACAUAUUGGGCCAAACUCUGGAUGCCAGGACGGUAAUGAAGACUGGCUUGGAGACGGUGAAAGCAGCUUUGCGGGCGUUUUUUGAAAAUUCGGCUGAGGACCUGGAGCAGACGAUGGAGAAUCUAAAGCUCGGACAGUUCACCCACACCAGGACGCAGCCCAAAGGGGUCACCCAGAUCAUCAACUACACCACUGGGGCCCUUCUGCCUGUCCUGUCCUCGCUGUUUGAGCACAUUGGGCAGAACCAGUUUGGUGAAGACCUCAUAUUAGAUGAUGUUCAGGUAUCAUGCUACAGGAUACUUGGCAGCUUGUAUGCAUUGGGCACUAGCAAAAAUAUUUAUGUAGAAAGGCAGCGGCCAGCACUUGGAGAAUGUCUUGCUGCCUUUGCUGUUGCCUUCCCAGUAUCGUUUAUGGAGCCUCACUUGAACAAGCAUAACACCUAUUCCAUAUACAACACCAAAGGGUCAAGAGAAAGAGCAGCUCUGAACUUGCUUACCCGGGUUGAGGAAGUAUGUCCAAACAUCCCAUCCCUGGAGAAAUCCUUGGAGGAGAUAAUGGAGCUGGCUGAGUCUGGGAUUCGGUACACCCAGAUGCCCCACAUGAUGGAGGUGGUGCUACCAAUGCUGUGCAGUUACAUGUCUCAUUGGUGGGAACACGGGCCUGAAAACAACCCAGAGAAAAUGGACAUGUGCUGCACAGCGCUGACAUCGGAACAUAUGAACACACUGCUGGGGAACAUUCUGAAGAUCAUCUACAACAACCUAGGCAUCGAUGAGGGAGCCUGGAUGAAGCGACUGGCAGUGUUUUCCCAGCCAAUCAUUGGCAAAGCCAAGCCGCAGCUCCUGAAGACCCACUUCCUGCCCUUGAUGGAGAAGCUGAAGAAAAAGGCUGCGACGGUGUUGUUGGAUGAGGAGCACAUGAAGGCGGAGGGGCGAGGGGACAUGUCUGAGGCGGAGCUGCUCAUUCUUGAUGAGUUCACCAUCCUCACCCGGGAUCUCUACGCCUUCUACCCGCUCCUCAUCAGAUUCGUAGAUUACAACAGAGCAAAGUGGCUGAAAGAACCCAACCCAGAGGCAGAAGAAUUAUUUCGCAUGGUGGCUGAAGUGUUCAUAUUCUGGGCAAAAUCCCACAAUUUCAAAAGGGAAGAGCAGAACUUUGUGGUCCAGAAUGAAAUCAACAACAUGUCUUUUUUGAUCACCGAUACCAAGUCGAAAAUGUCAAAGGGUGCAGUUUCAGAUCAGGAGAGAAAGAAGCUGAAACGAAAGGGAGACCGCUAUUCUCUACAGACCUCACUCAUUGUAGCUGCACUAAAGAGACUGCUUCCUGUGGGGUUAAAUAUCUGUGCACCCGGAGAUCAAGAACUUAUUGCAUUGGCAAAGAACAGAUUCAGUUUGAAGGACACAGAGGAUGAAGUAAGAGAUGUUAUUCGUAAUAAUCUUCAUCUUCAGGGAAAGUACCGAAUGCAUCAUUUCAAGAAACUGGUGAAGAGGCUUAACAUAGUGUUGAAAUGGAUGAAGAACAAACCUCCCAAGCUGGCUAGCCCUGAGCUUCCAGGCCACAAAAAACUGCCCGGGCGAAAGCGCUCGGCCACCAUAGACACCACACCCAGGGUUCAAAAGACUCCCCUAUCUGCGAUAAAAAAGUCCGCCUCAGUUGAUUAUGUGUCCAUGUUGAGGCACACUAAAGCCCAGUCAAGGCCUAUGGACAUGGCAGGCUCUAAAAAAUGGAAAGGCCUGCACAAGGAAGGGCACAUAGCAAUGCAGAGUUUACUGGGGUGUCACACAGAUUUGCUGGAGGAUCCUGCUAUAAGGUGGCAGAUGGCUCUGUACAAAGACUUGCCUAACAGAACAGAUGACACGUCGGAUCCUGAGAAAACAGUGGAGCGUGUGUUAGAUAUAGCACACGUGUUGUUUCAUCUUGAGCAGGUUGAACACCCUCAGAGAAGCAAGAAGGCUGUGUGGCACAAGCUGCUGUCCAAGCAAAGGAAAAGGGCAGUUGUGGCCUGUUUCAGGAUGGCACCUUUGUAUAAUUUGCCAAGGCAUCGGGCUGUGAAUCUCUUCCUACAAGGAUAUGAGAAGUCUUGGAUUGAAACAGAGGAACAUUAUUUUGAAGACAAACUAAUUGAGGAUUUAGCUAAACCAGGAGGAGAAGAACCCCCAGAAGAAGACGAGGGAACAAAACCAAUUGACCCUCUAAACCAGCUCAUCUUACUGUUUAGUAGGACUGCACUGACAGAGAAGUGUAAACUGGAGGAAGACUUCCUGUACAUGGCCUACGCUGACAUCAUGGCAAAGAGCUGUCAUGAUGAAGAAGACGAGGAUGGAGAAGAAGUGAAAAGCUUUGAAGAAAAAGAAAUGGAAAAGCAGAAGCUUCUCUACCAGCAGGCCAGGCUUCAUGACCGAGGGGCAGCAGAGAUGGUGUUGCAGAUGAUUAGUGCCAGCAAAGGUGAAAUGGGUCCAAUGGUAGCAUCUACUUUGAAGCUUGGAAUUGCCAUAUUAAAUGGUGGAAAUUCUACGGUACAACAGAAAAUGCUUGACUAUCUGAAGGACAAAAAGGAUGUUGGCUUCUUUCAAAGCCUUGCUGGUCUCAUGCAGUCUUGCAGCGUUCUUGACCUCAAUGCUUUUGAAAGACAGAACAAGGCAGAAGGUCUUGGGAUGGUUACAGAGGAAGGAUCAGUCAUCACUCAUGAGCGUGGAGAAAAGGUGAUGCAGGAUGAUGAAUUUACUUGUGACCUCUUUCGCUUUCUUCAGCUGCUUUGUGAAGGACACAACUCAGACUUUCAGAAUUAUCUGAGGACUCAGACAGGAAACAACACCACAGUGAAUAUUAUUAUAUCUACAGUUGAUUACCUACUGCGAGUUCAGGAAUCUAUCAGUGACUUCUACUGGUAUUAUUCUGGAAAAGAUGUGAUUGAUGAGCAAGGACAGCGCAAUUUCUCCAAGGCAAUUAAUGUGGCCAAACAGGUUUUCAAUACACUUACAGAAUAUAUCCAGGGCCCAUGCACUGGAAACCAGCAGAGCCUUGCACACAGCAGGCUGUGGGAUGCAGUGGUUGGGUUUCUUCACGUGUUUGCACACAUGCAAAUGAAGUUAUCCCAGGACUCCAGUCAAAUUGAGUUACUGAAAGAGUUAAUGGACCUCCAAAAAGACAUGGUAGUUAUGUUGUUGUCAAUGUUAGAAGGGAAUGUGGUUAAUGGAACCAUUGGCAAACAGAUGGUUGACAUGUUAGUAGAGUCCUCCAACAAUGUGGAAAUGAUUCUGAAGUUCUUUGACAUGUUCCUCAAGUUAAAAGACUUGACGUCAUCUGAUACUUUUAAAGAGUAUGAUCCUGAUGCUAAAGGCGUGAUCUCAAAGAGGGACUUUCACAAGGCCAUGGAAAACCAUAAACACUACACCCAGUCAGAAACAGAAUUCCUUCUCUCUUGUGCGGAGACAGAUGAGAACGAGCUGCUGGACUACGAGGAGUUUGUGGAAAGGUUCCACGAACCAGCCAAAGACAUUGGCUUCAAUGUGGCUGUCUUGUUGACCAAUCUGUCCGAGCACAUGCCUCACGAUACCCGCCUGCAGACCUUUUUGGAACUUGCUGAGAGCGUGCUAAAUUACUUCCAGCCUUAUCUUGGUCGUAUUGAGAUCAUGGGCAGUGCCAAACGCAUCGAGCGGGUCUACUUUGAAAUCAGUGAGUCCAGUCGAACGCAGUGGGAAAAGCCACAGGUGAAGGAGUCCAAGCGGCAGUUCAUCUUUGAUGUGGUGAAUGAGGGAGGGGAGAAGGAAAAAAUGGAACUCUUUGUAAACUUUUGUGAGGACACCAUAUUUGAAAUGCAGUUAGCUGCUCAGAUCUCUGAGUCCGAUACGGGUGAAAGGUCUUCCACCAAGGAGGAGAAUGAGAAGGACAAGCAUGAAGGUGAAAAUCCAGAAAUGGGGUUCUUCUCCAUCAUCACUAUGCGCACAGCUCUAUUUGCAUUGAGGUACAACGUCAUGAUGCUCAUGAAGUUGCUUUCCAUGAAGAGCCUUAAAAAGCAGAUGAAGAAGAUGAAGAAGAUGACUGUGAAAGACAUGAUCAUGACCCUCAUCUCAUUCUACUGGAGCACAUUGCUGGGACUUUUCCAUUUCACAUUCAGCGUGUCAAGGGGCUUCUUUCGCAUCAUGUACAGCACUUUUCUUGGUGGAAGUCUGGUGGAAGGAGCCAAAAAAAUUAAAGUGGCUGACCUCUUAGCCAAUAUGCCUGAUCCAACCCAGGAUGAGGUCCGUGGGGAGGGCGAGGAAAUCGAGAAGAAGCACCCUGACACGGCACUGCCUUCUGAAGACCUAGCAGACUUAGCAGUUGCCUCUGAUGAUGGUGACCUCCUUUCAGACAUUUUUGGGUUAGAUUUAAGACGGGAAGGUGGACAAUAUAUACUUAUGCCUCAUAAUCCGAAUGCUAGUCUGAGCGAACUAAUUACCUCACCCUCUCCUCUGCUUCCAGCACCCUCACCUUUGCUGAGAAGACAACACCAGGGUGAGGGGGUCAAAGAAGAAGAAAGAGAAGAAAAAGAAGAAAAUAAGUCUGAACCAGAAAAGGCAGAAGGGGAAGAUGGCGAGAAGCAGGAAAAGCCAAAGGAAGAGAAGCCCAAACAGAAAAUCAGGCAGCAUCAUGCCCUGAAAUCAGAUGAGUCAGAAAUACAAGAAUCUGCCUUUUGGAAGAAAAUUCUAGCAUAUCAACGAAAGCUGCUUAAUUACUUUGCACGCAACUUCUAUAACAUGAGGAUGCUGGCUCUGUUUGUUGCCUUUGCAAUCAACUUCAUUCUGCUUUUCUACAAGGUGUCCACCUCCUCAGCAGUAAUUGAAGAGAAGGAGGUUGUUUACACCACCACUGAGGAAGGAGUCCCAAGGUGGAAUGCCAUGGACCGUGAGCCCCACAAAAUGGUCACGGUUCAUUUUGUGCUGGAGGAGAGCAGUGGCUACAUGGAGCCCACACUGAGAAUACUCGCUAUUCUACACACAGUCAUCUCCUUUUUCUGCAUAAUAGGAUAUUACUGUUUAAAAGUUCCUCUGGUUAUUUUCAAACGAGAGAAGGAGGUGGCACGGAAGUUGGAAUUUGAUGGACUCUACAUCACAGAGCAACCAUCAGAAGAUGACAUCAAAGGGCAGUGGGAUAGACUUGUAAUUAAUACUCAGUCUUUUCCAAAUAAUUAUUGGGACAAAUUUGUAAAACGAAAGGUCAUGGAUAAAUAUGGAGAGUUUUAUGGCCGGGACAGGAUCAGUGAGUUACUGGGAAUGGACAAAGCUGCUCUUGACUUCAGUGAUUCACAAGAGAAAAAGAAGCCAAAGAAAGACAGUUCAUUAUCAGCAGUGCUGAACUCCAUUGAUGUCAAAUAUCAAAUGUGGAAAUUAGGAGUAGUAUUCACAGACAAUUCUUUCCUGUACCUAGCCUGGUACAUGACCAUGUCUGUGCUUGGGCACUACAACAACUUUUUCUUUGCUGCACAUUUACUGGAUAUAGCUAUGGGAUUCAAAACAUUACGGACCAUUCUCUCAUCAGUUACACACAACGGCAAACAGCUGGUGUUAACGGUGGGGUUGCUGGCUGUCGUUGUCUACUUGUACACGGUAGUAGCUUUUAAUUUCUUCCGCAAAUUCUACAACAAGAAUGAAGAUGGAGACACCCCUGAUAUGAAAUGUGACGAUAUGCUCACCUGUUACAUGUUUCACAUGUACGUGGGCGUCCGUGCUGGCGGUGGCAUUGGUGAUGAGAUCGAAGACCCAGCAGGAGACGAGUAUGAGAUCUAUAGGAUCAUUUUUGACAUCACCUUCUUCUUCUUUGUAAUUGUCAUUCUGCUGGCCAUCAUUCAAGGUUUAAUUAUUGAUGCCUUUGGUGAAUUACGAGACCAACAGGAACAAGUCAAAGAAGAUAUGGAGACCAAAUGCUUCAUCUGUGGGAUUGGCAAUGACUACUUUGACACAGUACCCCAUGGCUUUGAAACUCACACACUGCAGGAGCACAACUUGGCAAACUAUCUUUUUUUCGUGAUGUAUCUCAUUAACAAGGACGAAACAGAGCACACAGGCCAGGAAUCAUAUGUUUGGAAAAUGUACCAGGAACGCUGCUGGGAAUUCUUUCCAGCUGGAGACUGCUUUCGCAAACAGUAUGAAGACCAGCUGAACUGAAUACAGACUUUUACUCUUUCUUACAGCAACACAAAGAAGGAACAUCACCUUCAAACUUCCUUUGAAUGCGUUUUGGACUUUGUAUAUAUAUCUAAUACCUCUAUAUCGUACACUGUGUGCUUUUGGAGCACAAGAGCUGUGUUUUGAUGACUUUAUGCUUCAUCUAUACAUCUGCUUAAAAGAAAACUCACUUUGAAAAGCAAAAUCAAAAAAUCACAAAAAAACACAUUGAUUUGAAACUGUCUAUGGAGACUUAUAGCAAAUGUUAUCUUUAUUUUGAGAGCACAUGUAUAAAAAAAAGGCAAUUAUCUUGCUCAUCCUAAGUUUCUUUAUUUCUUCAUCAGGAAUGGGAUUGUAUAUUUUGUAGUGUAGAGUGGGGAUCUGUUAAUAGACAGAGGGCAGCGAUGGGGAAAUAGUGCCUUACUAAGCGUGGGUUGAGCUAUGCAAGUGAAAGGGGUUGAGAGCAUGACUGACACAAAACCAAUUAUUGUUGGAAGUAUAGACCUUCUGUUGAACUGCUGUCAAGUGUGUGUGUGUGUGUGUGUGAGAGAGAGUGUUUGAGUGUGUGUCUGUGUCUCAGGACAAAUGUAAGCAAUCCAUAUCAAGCUCAGUCAUCACUUUCUAGUUCUUUAGCUGUUUCUGAUUUUUGGUAAUGCUCUUAUGCAAUACAGCAACAGAGUUGAUCUUUGUAUAAAAGAGUCAAUCAAAAAAUCUUUAAAUAAGAUGUUUCAUUGCAUGUUUAUUAUGCAAGUUUAACAAAAAAAGAUGCAAAUUGAUCUAUGUCACACAAAAUGUUUUCUAGGUUUAAGAUUAUUGAUAUCUAUAGUAACAAAGUGUUGUGGGCUUUAUUGUAAAUUCCAAAACCAUGUCAUCAGCCAAGAAUGCAUAAUGGUAUAAAAUAGGAUUGUUGUCUAUUCAUUUUGUGUAUUAAAUAGUGUAGUUAGGGAUUAUUUGUUGACUCAUUUUGAUUGAAGCUGAAGCAAUACCCAUUCAGGGAUUUCAUCAGACACCAUUGUAAAGCAACAAUGUGUAGAAUACUACAUUUUGAAUUGUUUUCAAUUGUAAUGCCAAUCUUUGCAAAUAAAACAUUCAGAAUAAAA